Messenger RNA from Lytechinus variegatus (green sea urchin), 2390 nucleotides. RefSeq names its product elongin-C. The coding region runs from base 136 to 489 and encodes 117 amino acids. Gene Ontology annotation, molecular function: protein-macromolecule adaptor activity. The record is from RefSeq and is a predicted model, not a curated record. The transcript has 4 exons. Gene Ontology annotation, biological process: ubiquitin-dependent protein catabolic process. NCBI's taxonomy places the organism in Eukaryota, Metazoa, Echinodermata, Echinoidea, Temnopleuroida, Toxopneustidae. Gene Ontology annotation, cellular component: elongin complex.
ACUUCUGUAUUGUGCACUGUAUCUAUAUCGCGUGGCCACCAUUAUUGGAAACCGGCGUUUAUGUUUUCAUUCAAUGACGAUCACUGCGGUGUGGCCAGCAACGAGUCAACAUAAUCCUGUAAAACAAGUAUCACCAUGGCGGAUAACAAGGAUUGUGACGAUGACAAGAUCUACGGCGGCUGUGAAGGGCCUGAUGCCAUGUACGUCAAACUGGUAUCGUCAGACGGUCAUGAAUUCAUUGUGAAGAGAGAUCAUGCACUCACAUCGGGCACCAUCAAAGCUAUGCUGAGUGGACCAGGACAAUUUGCUGAAAACGAAACAAAUGAAGUACAUUUCAAAGAGAUCCCAUCCCACGUGUUGUGCAAGGUGUGCAUGUACUUCACAUACAAGGUACGCUACACCAACAGCUCCACAGAAAUCCCAGAAUUCCCCAUCCAAGCAGAGAUUGCCCUGGAACUCCUCAUGGCCGCCAACUUCCUGGACUGCUAGGUCAGAUGUCACAUCUCUCAAGGCGAGCGGACGGACUGGAUAGAUCAACGAAACAACUACUCUCCUCUGUUAAUGAGUUGUUGUGUCAGCAUCUAUAGGCCUAUUACAUGGUAUAUAAAUAUUUUACAGAUUGGCCAAAUUAGGAUUGAUGCAAACAGGUAAAUUAAGAGCUGAUUAUUCGGAGAGUUUAAUGUAUCACACAUUUGCAUCUAUUUUACAUAUAAUGUAAUACUGCAAAGAAUUCAUGACUCAUAAAUGCAUGGAGUUACAUAUCAUAGGCCAGUUAUACUGCAAUCCUAUAAUCCUAUAUAUACUGUGGAAUAAGGGGGACUGGUUCACCAAUAUUUUACAUAUUUGUAUAGUUUUUUAUUUAAAUGGAGUGAUGAUAUAAUAAAAACAUAUAUAAAUAAUCUGCAUUUUUUAGUGGCACCAUAAAGUGAAAGUGCCAGCCAUUUAGUAAAAGCCUGUUUUGUAAGGCUAUCGAGAUAAUCAGUUGAAUUUACAAAUUUUGUAAGUGGUUCUGAGUCUAGCAUAUAAGAAUUUCAGCUUUAAAGGGGGGGGGGGGGGAGUGGUAGGUCAGUGGGAAAUAAUUAUAUACAUGUAGAAGGUCCUGUAAUACCAUGGGUUCUGUGAAAAUAUUUGAUUAUUUGAAAUAAUCUGAGGUUGAUUCAUACAAGAUAGACUGUAUUUCAUAGCUUUAAGUCUUGUCAAAGUAGGAGAACAUUAUAAGAAGUUUUCCAGAGUUUGUGCAGUACAUGCAGUGUAUGCAUGUAUGUGAUUUACUCCAUAUUUUGAGAGGUUAAAAUGUUCUUGUUUUAUUUUCCUAUAAAGCUAUGUUUACUAAAAAAAUAACAUCCCAUGUGUAUUAAUCAAACAAACCAGGGAUUAUGAGUAUAUUAACUACUUACUGACAGUGAUAUGUGUACUGUAAACAAAUAGUGACACUUUUGAGGGGCAAUAUAAGCAAAUAAUAUCUGUUGGAGAAGUUGAUGAGACAAAUUAUAACCUCAAAGGUUUAGCUGUCCAUCUGGGGCUAUGAAGCUGAGCAUUGAAAGCCAGAAUCUCAUUGUGUGUAUCUCAGUGAUGUAUAUCUAAUUGAUUGAAAUUUAAUGUGAUUAAUUGCCUUUACGUACGGUAUUACAUCCAGCUUGUUUUCAAAAUAUCUAUUCAUAUUAAUCUUGAAAUAACUUUCCUUGGUCGCCCGGUCUGCAUUUUCAUAUACCGGUACUGCAAAGAGUCUUAUAGUAAAUUUCAUAUACGGUCAAUGAUCAGUUGAUAAGAAGACAAUCUUUUUUUUGUGAAAUUCAAAGUGUCUUGCAUUUAGCUAGUCAAAACUACUUACUCAUCACUUUUUUUUUAUUAGAGAUAGAAAUAUUUUUUCUUCAAAAUCAAAUGUAAAAAUUGCAAACUCUAGAACCCCAAAGAUGAACAAUCUUGAUGUUGGUUUCGCAUCGAGAUUCUUGCCCAACUUUUCAUGUAGCGUAGGUGUGUUAAUAGUAUUGAAGAAUGUACAUAAUGGUGAACGAUGAUAUACUUGAUGUGCAUUAUUAUAUUGUAUACAUUUAAUAGAAGAAGUUUGUUAUAUUUGACAUGAAAUUCAGAGGUGAUCUGUUCAGAAGAAUACACAAAGGUAAAUCUGUUAAACACUCUCUCAUUGCCACAGCGGAUCUGUAGUGAAAAAUUCUUCCAUAGUCCCAUGCAUGUUAGUUUGUGUGAUAAAGCAUGCUAAACUGCUCUAAACUGCUUUUAUCCAUCAUGUUUAUGGGCUGUAUUUGAGCGAACACGGUAUUGGUAAUGCUACUCUAUGCUGUGAAAUCAACCGUAUCAUGUAAAAAUAAAAAAGUUUCUCUUAAUUUCAAAGUGGUAUUUCAUGGAGAUCUCCAAACAAGAAGGCAGUUUAA